This is a messenger RNA of Peromyscus maniculatus bairdii (prairie deer mouse), 1323 nucleotides long. NCBI's taxonomy places the organism in Eukaryota, Metazoa, Chordata, Mammalia, Rodentia, Cricetidae. The record is from RefSeq and is a predicted model, not a curated record.
CCGCAGCAUGCAUUUGCGACCAGCAUCCAUAGCUGCCGGCAUCUUUUGCAAACAAAAAAAGCUACAUUCAAAAGGUAGACAAUUAUCUAAUUUGUGAAGAUGAAAGAUUAUAUAUAUAUAAGAUAUAUACAUAUAUAUCUUUUAGCUUAGUUACAAGGUGAAUUAGUAAACAGUCUCUCUAAAUGAAGACAACAGAACUUCAUUCCUAACAUAGAAAGUUCUUUGUUUCAAACAGUUCCAGUGGGUAAAUGAGGAGACACGUUCCUUCACCGGAGGACACCUCCAAGAGAAUGAGACCCGCCUGAGGGAAGCACAGUUUCAACUCCAAUUCAGGCAAAUUCUCUGCCAACAUUCCCACAGUACAUUGACUACUCCUCAGCCUAAAAAUGCCACUUUUCAGCUGGAUGAAAUGGCCCAAAACAGAUUCCUACCAGCAAAGCCAGCGUGCCGGCUCCGACGGGGUGACAAAGACCCUGCUUCGGGAGUUAAAAUGGCAUCUGAAGGAGCGUGAGAGAUUAAUACAAGAGAUCGAAAAUGAACAGAGAGUGAAAAGGACAGGCGUGGAUUACAACUGGCUGAGGAACUACCAGACCCCUCACGCGACCAUCCCAGCUACUGAACAGAGACAACUGGAAGUUCUGUGCUCUCAGGUGCAGCCCUGUCAGACCGGAACUAUCCUCAGCAGAUUUCGAGAACUUUUGGCAGAAAAUGAUGUACUUCCCUGGGAAAUAGUCUACAUCUUCAAGCAAGUUCUGAAAGACUCCCUCAGCAGUCCUGACAGAGGGGGUCAGCACGCUGGCCUGUGGGACUCUGACAUCACCUGUUCCCCGGCCCCUGUGCUCCCAGGUGAAACCUCUGAGAGGUCAGACAAAGAUGAAAUACCCACGAUUUCAAGUUACGUAGACAGAAAUGCCAAGAACAGGUUUCCAUCAUGCUCACACAGAGUAUGGAACCUGCCAUACUAUUACCCAUCGAGUUAAGGAGCACUGUGGUCACCUUAGAGCCAGAGCUGUGAGCAUCAACCAGAACCGACAGUCACGUGACCCCAGGUUUCUUUGUUACAGAUCAGAGGUUAAAAUCCCUAUGUUGCCAACCUAGUUUAGCAGCACUGCUUUUUAACGACUUUACAUAGUCAAUAUUUUCGUUGGUUAGUAUGCUGUUAACUAGAAUGUCGCCUAAAUGUUUCAAUAUUUUCUUAUACCUCAAACAUGUCACAGAACUAAGGAAAUUUAAUAUGAAGUCUGACAUAUUUUUUGUGAAACUUAAUGAACCUUGACUUUUAUUCUAAGAGAGUCCAUGUGUAGAAUAAAUGAUUAAUGUGAA